AUGUCAGGGCGCAAGGAUUUCCUAAGCCAGCCGGCGCCCGAAAACUACGUUGCUGGACUGGGCCGUGGUGCUACUGGUUUUACGACCCGGUCUGAUCUUGGGCCAGCGCGGGAAGGCCCUACGCCAGAACAGAUACAGGAAGCCCUCGCGAAGCGGGCUGCGUUGCUGGGUACUGCACCUCCGACUGCGUAUGGUGCUUCAACUCGGGGGGAAAAGGGCGGGAAAGCAGAUAAAGAGGAAGACGAUGAUGACCGGUAUCAAGACCCAGAGAACGAGACCGGCUUAUUCGCCUAUGGUCAAUAUGACCGAGAUGAUGACGAAGCGGACCAGGUGUACCAGGCUGUGGAUGAGAAGAUGGACAAAAGGCGCAAAGCGAGAAGGGAAGCUCGGGAACGCCAGGAAAUGGAAGAGUACGAGAGAAAAAAUCCUAAAAUACAACAACAAUUCGCAGAUCUCAAGCGGUCAUUAGCUUCAGUCUCGGAUGAGGAUUGGGCUAAUAUUCCCGAAGUUGGAGAUCUCACAGGCAAAAACCGAAGAGCAAGGCAAAAUAUGCGCCAGAGAUUCUAUGCUGUACCAGACAGUGUCAUAGCGAACGCCAGAGACUCAACUGAGUUUAGCACUACCAUCAACGACGACGGGACCGAGUCAUACGCUCCUCGAGGUGAAAAUGCUGAUGGCACAAUUACCAAUUUUGCAGACAUUGGUGCAGCCAGAGAUAAGGUGCUUCAAGUUCGCUUAGAUCAAGCAGCCGAAGGCUCGAACGGAGAUGUUGCCUCUGGCAGUGCAACGUCGAUUGAUCCGAAGGGCUACCUGACAAGCCUAACAAAAUCCGAGAUGAAGGCUGGUGAGGUAGAGAUCGGAGAUAUCAAACGUGUGCGGACACUUCUAGAGUCGGUCACAAAAACAAACCCAAAACAUCCUCCCGGAUGGAUCGCUAUUGCUCGUCUAGAAGAGAUUGCGGGUCGCAUUGGAGCCGCUAGAAAUUACAUUGCUAGAGGCUGUGAACUUUGUCCGAAAAGUGAGGAUGUCUGGUUAGAGAACAUCCGCCUCAAUGAUAACCAUAACGCCAAAAUCAUCGCUGCAAACGCGAUCAAAAAUAAUGAUCGAUCAACUAGACUCUGGAUCGAAGCUAUGAAACUGGAGUCUGAUCCUCGAGCCAAGAAAAAUGUCCUGAGACAGGCCAUUCUGCACGUACCCCAGUCAGUCACCAUCUGGAAAGAGGCCGUGAACCUGGAAGAGAACCCAGAGGAUGCACGCCUACUACUUGCUAAAGCCACUGAAAUAAUACCUCUCUCCGUUGAGCUAUGGUUGGCACUGGCACGGUUGGAAACACCUGAGAAUGCCCAAAAGGUCCUCAACGCAGCUCGUAAAGCUGUUCCUACCAGUCGCGAUAUUUGGAUCGCUGCAGCCAGAUUACAAGAGCAAAUGGGAACAGCAAAUAAAGUAAACGUUAUGAAAAGGGCCGUCCAAUCUCUUGCUAGAGACUCCGCCAUGCCGAAGAGGGAAGAAUGGAUUGUCGAGGCUGAAAAAUGCGAAGAAGAGGAUGCAAUUCUUACCUGCAAUGCCAUUAUUCGAGAAACAUUGGGGUGGGGUCUUGACGAAGACGAUGAUAGGAAGGAUAUCUGGAUGGAAGAUGCGAAGGGCAGUAUUGCAAGAGGGAAAUAUGAGACGGCGAGGGCAAUUUAUGCCUAUGCACUCCGCAUCUUUGUCAAUAAAAAGUCGGUAUGGCUUGCUGCGGCAGAUCUAGAGCGGAACCAUGGUACCAAAGAAAGUCUCUGGCAGCUACUUGAGAAGGCCGUUGAGGCCUGCCCUCGAUCUGAAGAACUAUGGAUGCAGUUAGCCAAAGAGAAGUGGCAGGCUGGCGAGAUUGACAAUACACGGCGAGUUCUUGGGCGGGCAUUCCACCAGAACCCCAACAAUGAAGAUAUCUGGCUGGCGGCAGUGAAACUCGAGGCUGAUACUAAUCAAAUCGAACAGGCCAGAGAACUAUUGUCAACCGCUCGGCGAGAGGCUGGUACAGACAGGGUCUGGAUCAAGAGUGUGGCUUAUGAGCGCCAGCUCGGCAAUAGGGAUCAUGCUUUGGAUUUGGUCAACCAGGGUUUACAGCUAUAUCCUAAAGCAGACAAGCUUUGGAUGCUUAAGGGUCAAAUCUAUGAAAGUGACGGACAAAUCCAGCAAGCUCGGGAAGCAUACGGAACGGGGACCCGAGCAUGCCCCAAGUCAGUGCCGCUUUGGCUCCUUGCUUCAAGGCUAGAAGAGAAAGCUGGCGUUGUUGUAAAGGCCAGAUCAGUACUGGAUCGUGCUCGACUUGCUGUUCCAAAGAAUGCAGAACUUUGGACCGAGAGUGUCAGGGUAGAACGCCGAGCAAACAAUAUGAGCCAGGCUAAAUCCCUUAUGUCGAAGGCUCUGCAAGAAGUCCCGAAUUCAGGACUUUUGUGGAGUGAAAGCAUAUGGCACCUUGAACCUCGCACACACCGGAAACCUCGAAGCUUGGAGGCUAUUAAGAAGGUGGACAACGAUCCUAUUCUCUUUGUCACCGUUGCUCGUAUAUUUUGGGGCGAAAGACGGUUGGAGAAAGCCAUGACCUGGUUUGAAAAGGCCAUCGUUGCGAAUAGUGAUCUGGGAGAUGUUUGGGCAUGGUACUAUAAAUUCCUUCUCCAGCAUGGAACAGAUGAGAAGCGGGAAGAUGUCCUAACAAAAUGCAUUGCUACGGAACCGAAACAUGGAGAAAUCUGGCAGACAGUGAGCAAAGAUCCUGCUAAUGCCCAUAAAACCACCGAAGAGAUCUUGAAGAUUACACUCAAUCGCUUGGAAUAG
Molecule: messenger RNA, 2817 nt
Organism: Trichophyton rubrum CBS 118892
Lineage: Eukaryota; Fungi; Ascomycota; Eurotiomycetes; Onygenales; Arthrodermataceae
Exons: 3
Coding region: 1-2817 (938 amino acids)
Biological process (GO): mRNA splicing, via spliceosome; spliceosomal tri-snRNP complex assembly
Cellular component (GO): U4/U6 x U5 tri-snRNP complex; catalytic step 2 spliceosome
Molecular function (GO): protein binding
Source: RefSeq, a predicted model, not a curated record